AUGGAAAAAAAAUUGCCUGAAGAUCCAUCUUCAUCCCCGCGGUUGCCUCGGCCCUAUUUUAUUUUUUUCUUCCGUCUCUUUUUUUUUCUCUUGGGCAUUAAUACUCCUUCAUCUGUCCCCGUCGCACUUUUAUAUACUCUUUCUUUCUCUCUCUCCUCUUUCGCGACUCUCGAUAUAUCCCCGGAAACUUCAAAUUUCUUCAAUACCGUCAAAAUGGUCGAGAAGCUCUACGUCACCUACAACGAUGUGCACAAGAUGUGCCAAAAGUCAGCUGAGAAGCUUCUCCUCGACUUCCAGCCCACGCUCUUGAUCGCCAUCGGUGGUGGUGGUUACGUCCCUGCUCGAAUCCUCCGAUCUUUCCUCAAGAAGGGCGGCGCUCCCAACAUCCCCAUUCAGGCUAUCGGCCUCUCCCUCUACGAGUCUCUCGGCAACGAUGAGGUCGAGGCCCCCGGUACCAAGGUCACCCGAACACAGUGGCUCGACAUGAGCGCUCUCGGCGAGAUGCAGAACCUUGUCGGAAAGAAGAUCCUCAUCGUCGACGAGGUUGACGACACCCGAACAACUCUCGAGUACGCCGUCAAGGAGCUUGAGAAGGAUGUUGAGAUUGCCCGCCAGAAGAUGGGUGGUACUGCUCCCAAGACUGAGUUCAGCAUCUUUGUCCUCCACAACAAGGACAAGCCCAAGAAGGGAAAGCUCCCCGAUGAGAUGCUCGCCACCCGUUACUACGCUGCUGAGACCGUCGGUGAUGCCUGGAUCAACUACCCCUGGGAGGCCAUCGAUAUCGACGAGCACGACAGGAACGCUAGCCUGCAGACUAAGAGCAACUAA
Messenger RNA from Fusarium venenatum, 828 nucleotides. Lineage: Eukaryota; Fungi; Ascomycota; Sordariomycetes; Hypocreales; Nectriaceae. The record is from RefSeq and is a predicted model, not a curated record.